UUUUGUACCCUGAUUUUUUCUUUUAAAAAAAACCAGGGUAUAAAACGCUGUCCGACAUUCCAUUUUACCCCAAAAGCUUAAUUUGGUAAAUAAUUUGACGACGAGUCCACUUUACAAAAUACUUCAGUAAUUAGGCUUACAAGGAAAAAAAAAAUCCCUAUAACGAUUUCUCAGUCUCUCUAACGUCUAACCCCUUAUUCUCCCGCUCGUCCCCCAUUAACUUUCCCCCAAAAAUACUGCAAGAUCUUGCUAUGAAGCAAUUGCAAAAUUCACAAAAUUAAUUAAUCAAGAAGAAGAAGAAAGAAUAAUGGUGGGAUUAAUGGCGGCUGGUUUUGAAGAAAGAAUUCAGAGUCUCAUUGACUCAAUUACCUUUGCUGCUGAUACCCCUUCAAAGCUCGAAAAUUUGCAUCAACUUAAGCAGGAAUUGUUGGGUGUAGAAGAUGAUACUACUGUUUCUUUCUCUGAUUUUCUUCGUUCUUUAUUGAAGCUUCUUUCGGAUUGUUUUAGCCCUGUUCGUAAAUGCGUUACCGAGGUAAUUGGUGAAAUUGGGUUGAGGCAUUUGGAGAUUUUACCUGAAAUUACACCUGCACUGUUGACUGUUGUUGAUGAUGAUACUCCAGCAGUGGCCCGGCAAGCUAUUACAUCUGGCACUAAUAUAUUUUGCUGUACCAUGGAGAAAAUAGCAUUACAGGGGCUAAAUGCAAGCAAGUUGGAUGAUUCGCUUGAGUCAGCGUGGGAGUGGAUGCUGAAGUUGAAGGAAAAGAUAUGUUCAAUAGCUUUUGAGUCUGGAAGUGAUGGAAAACGAUUGUUGGCUCUGAAAUUUGUUGCAGCCAUCAUUCUUAUUUAUACUCCAGACCCCAAUGGUGGUACUGAGCUACCAUCUCAUCUUAUUAGUGAUGGUAAGGAAGCAGGGUUCACUAUCUCAUGUGUUCGUAGAGGGCAUCCUCUUCUGAAGAUUGGGGAUCUGUCAAUUGAAGCCAGUCAAAGUUUGAGAUUAUUGCUUGAUCAGCUUCGCCUCCCCAUCGUGAAAUCUCUCAGCACCUCCAUGGUGGUUGUGCUCAUUAAUUGUUUGUCAGCCAUUGCUGUGAAGAGGCCAUCCUUCUAUGGACGAAUUCUUCCAGUCCUUCUGGGUCUGGAUCCUUCAAAUUCUGUUAUCAAGGGGUUGCAUGCUUAUGGAGUACAGAAUGCUUUAAAAGAAUGCAUAUCUCUCUUGCUUGAAGUGUGCACACCCUAGUGCUACACCGGUAUGAUCUUUC
Messenger RNA from Chenopodium quinoa (quinoa), 1256 nucleotides. RefSeq lists its product as uncharacterized. The record is from RefSeq and is a predicted model, not a curated record. The transcript is spliced from 6 exons. Bases 308 to 1234 code for a protein of 308 amino acids. NCBI's taxonomy places the organism in Eukaryota, Viridiplantae, Streptophyta, Magnoliopsida, Caryophyllales, Amaranthaceae.